Messenger RNA from Hydatigera taeniaeformis, 1443 nucleotides. Lineage: Eukaryota; Metazoa; Platyhelminthes; Cestoda; Cyclophyllidea; Taeniidae. The record is from the annotation of a GenBank genome assembly.
AUGCGUACUGAUCUGAAGCCAUCCCAACAUCUCGUUUCCGAAGACCUCUCAGCUGGUAAGAUGAAAGUCUCAGUCGAAGGUGAUGCCGCGAAGGAUGUUGACCUGCUUACGCUCGAAGACAUCCGCGACCAAAUUCGUUACAUUGAAAAGGCAGUUGCAACUAAAGAGCUGCAUUUCAUGACUCGAGUCCUUCGUGGCAUUGUCCCAAUUCGUCGAAAACUUAAUAGCAACGUUUUGCGUGGUCUGGUUUAUACCUACUUUGCACCCCAAUCCCAGCAAUGGAACUACUUUAUGGAGUUUCUUCCAGAGGCAAUGGACGCUCCCCCCAAGUUGAAUGUCAAGCCAAAAUCACAAAAAUCUGGUACCCUAUUUCCAGAGGUUGAAGUUUACCUUCACCUAUUGCUGCUGAUUCACCUUUUGGACAGUGGAAGCACUAAAGAAGCGACGAGAUGUUCUACCCUUUUGAUGGAAAGAACUCAGGAGACGGGUCGCCGAACUAUGGGAGUUCUUGCUAGUCGUUGCUUCUAUUACCAUAGCAGAGCCUUCGAGUUAGAUGACAGACUCGAGGAGAUUCGUCCUUUCUUGCACUCACGCCUUCGCUCUGCAACGUUGAAAAAUAAUCACGAUUGUCAAGCGGUUCUCAUUAACCUCUUAUUGAGGAACUACCUUCACUACAAUCUUCAUGACCAGGCCUCAAAGCUCGUUAACCGCGUGGACUUCCCCGAAUCGGCUCCUAAUAACGAAUGGGCCCGCUUCCUGUACUACCUAGGCUUCAUAAAAGCCAUCCAACUGGAUUACAACGCAGCUCACGACCACUUGGUCUCAGCUCAUCGCAAGGCACCACAGCAAACAGCAAUAGGAUUCAAACAGGCUCUUCACAAGUUGAAUACGGUGGUGGAGUUACUCCUGGGCGAGCUACCAGAUCGCAGCAUAUUUCGACAGGAGGAUCUCAAGGAUGCACUCCAUCCUUACUUUCAACUAACCCAGGCCAUCCACGCAGGUGAUUUGGGACGCUUUAACCACGUUCUUAAGACCUAUGUGCAGCAGUUUAACCGCGACAAGACCUACACUCUCAUUCUGCGUCUACGUCACAAUGUUAUCAAAACGGGAGUUCGUAGAAUCUCACUGAGCUACUCAAAGAUCUACCUUACAGAUGUGGCUGCAAAGUUGCAGUUGGACAGUUCUGAAGACGCCGAGUACAUUGUUGCAAAGGCUAUUCGCGAUGGUGUUAUAGAAGCGGUGAUAAAUAGAGAACGUGGUUAUAUGAUAACAACGGAGGCGAGUGAUCUCUACUCCACCCGUGAGCCGAUGGAUCAGUUCAAUCAACGAAUUCGCUUCUGUCUAGGGAUAAGAAAUCAAGCAAUCAAAGCUAUGCGUUAUCCACCCAAGCAAUACAGCAAAGAUUUGGAAUCGGCAGAGGUGAGACUUUGUAGACUGUUUUGA